Colletotrichum higginsianum IMI 349063 is the source of this 660-nucleotide messenger RNA. RefSeq names its product bZIP transcription factor. Gene Ontology annotation, cellular component: RNA polymerase II transcription regulator complex. Bases 1 to 660 code for a protein of 219 amino acids. Lineage: Eukaryota; Fungi; Ascomycota; Sordariomycetes; Glomerellales; Glomerellaceae. The record is from RefSeq and is a predicted model, not a curated record. Gene Ontology annotation, molecular function: DNA-binding transcription activator activity, RNA polymerase II-specific; transcription cis-regulatory region binding. The transcript is spliced from 3 exons.
AUGGAUCACUCGCUGCCGCUCAACAUGUACGACGACGUGGAUGCCUUCUUGGACAUGGACGCGCCCUAUAUCUAUGAUGAGCCUGAACAAUAUCUGGACACAGCCAGCUCAUCUGAGUCUACGAGUCCCAUCAUGUCAAGCUUUGAUACGACCUUUGUGAAUGACUUCAAUGGCGUGGACCAGAGCAUGUAUCCCAGCCCCAUGAGCUCGAAUCGCGACACAGCAUCACCGCAACCAACUUCGGACGAUAAGGCGACUACCGCCAAAGCACCCGCCAAGAGGAAGCGCGAGAACCGCUAUAAGAAUGCCCCGCCAUCAGUCCUUUCGCGCCGUCGGGCACAGAACAGGGCCUCGCAACGCGCGUAUCGCGAGCGCAAAGACCAGCGUAUCAAGGACCUCGAGGUCAUGCUUUCCGAGCAGAAGCAGAAGAACGAUUCCCUCGGUCAAGCCUACUCGUCCCUUCAUGCCGAGUACCUCAAGCUCCGGGGCUUGCAGUCGAGGACGCAACAGGUUCCGCGGCAACACACUGCACCACCAAUGUCUUACGACGCAACCGCUGCCGCCGCCGCCGCUCACAUGGUCAUGCCCACGCAUACAGGGACAAUGGAUUUUGCCGACAACAUGUAUAUGUUUCAAGAUAUGCAGAGUUAUACCCUUUGA